Messenger RNA from Sclerotinia sclerotiorum 1980 UF-70, 591 nucleotides. RefSeq lists its product as hypothetical. Gene Ontology annotation, biological process: actin filament organization; regulation of cell shape; small GTPase-mediated signal transduction. Gene Ontology annotation, molecular function: protein kinase binding; GTPase activity; GTP binding. The record is from RefSeq and is a predicted model, not a curated record. The transcript is spliced from 5 exons. Bases 1 to 591 code for a protein of 196 amino acids. Gene Ontology annotation, cellular component: cell projection; cytoskeleton; cell cortex. Lineage: Eukaryota; Fungi; Ascomycota; Leotiomycetes; Helotiales; Sclerotiniaceae.
AUGGCAGCGCCGGGAACUCAAUCCUUAAAGGUCAGAUUUAUUAUAUCUCUGGGAAAUAUUGAUCUCAUGUGUGUUGUGACAGGAGAUGGAGCUGUUGGCAAGGUAUUUCUCCAGUUCGACAACUAUUCGGCCAGUGUGAUGGUUGAUGGGAAGCCAAUAAGCCUUGGUUUGUGGGAUACUGCUGGACAAGAGGAUUACGACAGACUGCGCCCACUUUCCUAUCCACAAACAGAUGUAUUUUUGAUUUGCUUUUCCAUUGUCAGCCCUCCAUCUUUCGACAACGUCAGAGCAAAGUGGUUUCCCGAAAUAUCCCAUCAUGCGCCCGGUGUUCCAAUCAUUCUUGUCGGAACAAAGUUGGAUCUUCGAGAUGAUGAGCCUACGAAAGAAUCUCUUCGAUCCAAACGAAUGGAGCCUGUAACCUAUGAUCAGGCAAGAGUUGUUGCUAAAGAGAUCCGAGCACACAAAUACUUAGAAUGUUCUGCCCUCACACAAAGAAACCUGAAGAGUGUGUUUGAUGAAGCAAUCCGUGCCGUUCUAAGUCCGCAACAACAAGCACCGAAACCAAAGAAGUCCAAGUGCAUAGUUCUAUGA